This is a messenger RNA of Topomyia yanbarensis, 1003 nucleotides long. RefSeq lists its product as uncharacterized. The record is from RefSeq and is a predicted model, not a curated record. Bases 56 to 946 code for a protein of 296 amino acids. NCBI's taxonomy places the organism in Eukaryota, Metazoa, Arthropoda, Insecta, Diptera, Culicidae. The transcript is spliced from 2 exons.
CUUCUUCCUGAACGUCAAUUUUUUUCAUUCCAGAAGAAUACCUGCGGUGCAGAACAUGAACCGAGGAGCAAAUAUGUGGGUUCACAAGCCGAAAGACGACUUCGUCCAGUUUGAAUACAAGGGGAAGGAAUAUUCAAUUCCUCGCGCCGAAUACAACAAACCGUUAACGAGACAGGACCUUAAAAGACCCGCAGCGAGUGAGCGAGCGACAGCUCCCCUAAGAUCGGCGUACAACAGAUCGACUAAUGCCGGAACCACUCAGACUGUUUACACGGGAAACUUGAUGAAAAACCGACCUCCAAGUGCCGAUGCUAACGUGAACGACCUGAGUUCCGAAAAUAGGAGGCAUUUCGACAAGAGUCGACAAUCUUGUUUGGAACAAUGCGCGAACGAGUUCAAAAAGACGAUGAUGAGCUCGGCUUUUCAACCCAAGAAAGAAAUUGGAACCGAAGAAAAGGUGAUUGAAUCUGCGCCGAUGGAAGACCCGAAGAUUGAACAAAUAUACACUCUGGAGGAUAUGGUCGAGAGCAAAGAAACGGUGAUUGAAUUGCCCAUCCCCAAAAAGCGAUCCCCGGAAAAUAAGGCCUCAAUCGGCGAGUUCCCUGAACCGGAGCCGGGUAAAUCAUCUGCCACUUUGGCAGUAAAAUCAAACGAAAGUAUCGAUAUCAAGACUUGCCAGGAAGUGGCCGAAAAGCUUUGCCAGCUGAAAUCCAACGUAGUCAGUCUCAUCGAUCAGACCAUCAACCAGUUCGAAUCGGAGCAGCAACUGGAAAAUGCUGUUCCGCUGCAUCCCAGCGGCGAUGGAUCGAAACAGAACCAUCGGAUCGAGAACCUUAAAAUAUUGAAGACGGACUCGUUUGCUCAGAACAAAACGGAAAUCAGGAUGAAACUGUACGGGGAAAUUGAAAUGGCGAUUGGGCGCUUGAGAGAUUUUGAGCUACUAUGAGUAAAUUUUUGUAAUGAAGGUUUUUAUUUUGCUAAAUAUAUAUGUUUGUAUCGUUAA